This is a messenger RNA of Aspergillus chevalieri, 1407 nucleotides long. It is a transcript of the gene SER3, whose product is annotated as D-3-phosphoglycerate dehydrogenase. The record is from RefSeq and is a predicted model, not a curated record. Lineage: Eukaryota; Fungi; Ascomycota; Eurotiomycetes; Eurotiales; Aspergillaceae. Gene Ontology annotation, molecular function: NAD binding; oxidoreductase activity, acting on the CH-OH group of donors, NAD or NADP as acceptor. The transcript is spliced from 7 exons. Bases 1 to 1407 code for a protein of 468 amino acids.
AUGGCAGCUCAAGACGAAUUGGCUCUCAAUGCUUCACAGAACGUGAACAUUACCAACUCUCCAUCAACCUCAUUCCAAACCCCGCCGUCUAGUCAUGGAGCGUCUGCCUUAACAGCCCGCACGAUUAUCCCUCUGGCCAACGCAAAACACUUGAAACCAUUUGCCACAGAAGACAUCAAGGUUUUGCUUUUGGAAAAUGUCAAUCAGACUGGGCGAGACAUUCUUACGAAGCAAGGAUAUCAAGUAGAAGCUCUCAAGUCAUCGCUUCCGGAGGAUCAACUCAUUGAGAAAAUUCGCGAUGUACAUGUAAUCGGCAUUCGGUCAAAGACGAAGCUCACGGCUCGUGUGCUAAAGGAAGCCCGUAAUCUCAUUGUUGUGGGAUGCUUUUGUAUUGGUACAAAUCAGGUCGACCUUCAGUAUGCAGCGGAACAUGGUAUUGCUGUUUUCAAUUCUCCGUUCAGCAAUUCUCGCAGCGUUGCAGAAUUGGUCAUAGCGGAGAUAAUUGCUCUCGCUCGACAGCUUGGCGAUCGUUCCAAUGAGAUGCACAGUGGUACUUGGAAUAAAGUCAGUAACAAAUGCUGGGAAAUCCGGGGGAAAACUCUAGGAAUAAUUGGCUACGGUCACAUCGGCGCCCAGUUAUCAGUCCUGGCAGAGGCAAUGGGCAUGUCUGUUGUCUUCUACGAUGUUGUGAACUUGAUGGCAUUGGGUACAGCUCGCCAGGUGCCGACUUUGGAUGCUCUUCUCGCCGAGUCAGACUUUGUGACGUGCCAUGUACCUGAGCUUCCUGAGACGAAGAACAUGAUUGGGUCGCAACAAUUUGAGCAGAUGAAGAAUGGGAGCUAUCUCAUCAAUGCCAGCCGGGGUACUGUUGUUGAUAUUCCCGCAUUGAUUCACGCCAUGCGUUCUGGAAAAGUCGCCGGUGCUGCCCUUGACGUAUAUCCAAACGAACCUGCUGGAAAUGGUGAUUAUUUCAACGAUGAGCUCAAUACCUGGGGAGCAGACCUACGGGCCCUUAGGAAUUUGAUCUUGACCCCUCAUAUUGGAGGAAGCACCGAGGAAGCACAAAGUGCGAUCGGUAUCGAAGUUGGACAGGCUUUGGUACGAUAUGUCAACGAGGGAACAACUUUGGGCGCUGUCAAUGUACCUGAAGUGGCUCUCCGAUCGCUCACCAUGGAUGAGCCUAACCAUGCCCGAGUGAUCUACAUUCAUCACAACAUUCCAGGAGUUCUGCGAAAAGUGAACGAAAUCCUUGGCGACCAUAAUGUUGAUAAACAAAUGACUGACAGCAGAGGUGAUGUGGCCUAUCUAAUGGCCGAUAUAAGUAGCGUCGACGCCACCACAAUCAAGGAUCUUUAUGAGCGACUUGAAGGCCUCUCAUCUCGAAUCAUGACGAGAGUCUUGUAUUGA